Messenger RNA from Anguilla rostrata (American eel), 1498 nucleotides. It is a transcript of the gene usp39, whose product is annotated as ubiquitin specific peptidase 39. The transcript is spliced from 9 exons. The coding region runs from base 226 to 1122 and encodes 298 amino acids. The record is from RefSeq and is a predicted model, not a curated record. NCBI's taxonomy places the organism in Eukaryota, Metazoa, Chordata, Actinopteri, Anguilliformes, Anguillidae. Gene Ontology annotation, molecular function: cysteine-type deubiquitinase activity. Gene Ontology annotation, biological process: protein deubiquitination.
CCCACCUUCGCCCGGCAGCACAUCGCAAACCUGGACAAGCAGGGCAAGCUCUACCGCGCCUACGACGGCACCACCUACCUGCCUGGCAUCGUGGGCCUCAACAACAUCAAGGCCAACGACUACGCCAACGUCGUGCUGCAGGCCCUGUCCAAUGUGCCUCCGCUGCGGAACUACUUCCUGGAGGAGGAGAACUACCGCGGGAUCCGGCGCCCGCCGGGCGACAUCAUGUUCCUGCUGGUGCAGCGUUUCGGGGAGCUGAUGCGCAAGCUGUGGAACCCCCGGAACUUCAAGGCCCACGUGUCGCCCCACGAGAUGCUGCAGGCCGUGGUGCUGUGCAGCAAGAAGAACUUCCAGAUCACCAAGCAGGGGGAUGCCGUUGACUUUCUUUCCUGGUUCCUCAACGCUCUGCACGGUGCUCUGGGCGGCACCAAGAAGAAGCCAUCGUGCAUCACCAAGGUGUUCCAGGGUUCCAUGCGCAUCUUCUCCAAGAAGCUGCCCCACCCAGAUUUGCCGCCGGAGGAGAAGGAGGCGCUGCUCCUGAAGGAGGAGUACCAGGAGGAGAUGUCCGAGUCCACCUUCCUGUACCUGACCCUUGACCUCCCCACCGCCCCGCUGUACAAGGACGAGAAGGAGCAGCUGAUCAUCCCCCAGGUUCCGCUCUUCAACAUCCUGGGAAAGUUCAACGGCAUCACGGAGAAGGAGUACAAGACCUACAAAGAGAACUUCCUCAAGAAGUUCCAGCUGACCAAACUUCCCCCGUAUCUUAUCUUCUGCAUCAAGAGAUUCACCAAAAACAACUUCUUUGUGGAAAAAAACCCCACCAUCGUCAACUUUCCCAUCACGAACGUGGACCUGCGUGAGUACCUGACGGAAGAGGCACAGGUGACAGAAAAGAACACGACCUAUGACCUGGUGGCCAACGUGGUGCAUGAUGGGAAGCCGACGGAGGGGGCGUACAGGAUUCACGUUCUGCAUCAUGGAACUGGGAAGUGGUAUGAGCUCCAGGACCUGCAGGUGACGGACAUCCUGCCCCAGAUGAUCACGCUGUCUGAGGCCUACAUUCAGAUUUGGAAGAGGAGAGAGAGCGAAGACACUGACAACCACACGGGGGCGGGAUUUUAAGGCGACCGCCUUCUCCCCGCCACCCCCCCCCCCCCCCCCCCCGUCGAGAAAACCACCCCCCCAACAGUCACAGGCAUUCAGAUCCUCCAGAAGAGCCAGAUUACCUUGGGGGGGGGGGGGGGCAGGGAGGGUGAGCACUGGGACAGCACCCUAAAGCAGAGAUGGACAUUUGCCCCGUUUACACUGGUCGUUGUGGUUGCUGCUGGUGCACUCUCUGCUAAAUCCUUUCCAUGUCAUCUGGAUUCAUUACGUUUGUCCCUCUGACUUGUUUUUCGUUUUUACUUUUAUUAUUAUUAUUAUUUCUUUUUUUAUUACAUUGGACUGCCUCCAUUUUAAGAACAAGGUUGACCAUUAAAUAUUCCUGAUUUGCAAGGUC